This is a messenger RNA of Hevea brasiliensis (rubber tree), 1070 nucleotides long. RefSeq lists its product as uncharacterized. The transcript has 2 exons. Bases 115 to 822 code for a protein of 235 amino acids. NCBI's taxonomy places the organism in Eukaryota, Viridiplantae, Streptophyta, Magnoliopsida, Malpighiales, Euphorbiaceae. The record is from RefSeq and is a predicted model, not a curated record.
AAUACAAGGCACAACCUGCCGCUAUUCGAUUAGUUAAAAUAUAAUUGUAAGGAAGAUUUAUCUAUAUAUUUCACAAGUACAAAAUAGAUUUAAAAAAAAAAUGAAAAUCCAGUAAUGAUAAGUGCCACGCGUUGGCAAACGGAAGCAGCAGCGGCAAAGCACCUACAACAAAUGGCCUUCCUGGCAGCCAAACUCAUCUCCACCGCCACUGCCUCUAGCUGUCUCUGUAUCUUCCUCAUCUUCUUCUCCUUGUCGUCGUUGACCAGAUCAUCCACGGAAGGAGAACCUACUCCAACUCCAUGGCCGCACCAAUUCCACGCCAUUCUGUUUAUGAAUUACAGCGGGAUCCUCCAAAAGAUCGAUCUCUGGUACGAUUGGCCCAACGGAAGAAACUUCAACAUCAUCCAGCACCAGCUGGGGAAGCUACUCUACGACCUCGAGUGGAACAACGGCACUACCUUCUUUUACACUUUGGACUUCAAUAAGGAGUGUUCCUCUGCCCAGUUGGAGGUUGGGAUACUCCGCCCUAAUUGGCUGGAUGGAGCCACGUAUCUUGGUCAGAAACACGUUGAUGGAUUUCUUUGCAAUGUGUGGCAGAAGGUGGAUUUCGUUUGGUACUAUGAAGAUGUUGUGACUAAGAGGCCCGUUCACUGGGUCUUCUACACCGGGAGGGAGGCCCAUGUGAUGACGUUUGAAGUGGGUGCUGCGCUUGAGGAUGCAGAAUGGCAAGUCCCUGCAUACUGCUUUGACAAGAACACAAACGCUGAUGAAUUGGCCAUCGCUGAUGGAGUUCUGAGAGGUUCCAUGGCACUCUCAAUGUGACGGCUAGUGAAUAUGGCAGGAUUUGUUUGUUUUGUUUUAGUAAUUUUUAAUUAGCUCUCUCUGAACUCUUAAGCUUAUAACAAGCACAAUAAUUUUCUAUGUUGAUGACUGUAUCACACUUCUGGCACGGUAAUGUCAUUUGUGUGUCAUUAAUAAGUUGAGCAAUCCUUUUCAGAAAUUAUCUGGUUGAUUACAGUUAUUUAUUUUGACUACCACUCAUAAAUGAUAAAUGUGUCAUCCUCUAGCAA